Molecule: messenger RNA, 6397 nt
Organism: Syngnathus typhle (broad-nosed pipefish)
Lineage: Eukaryota; Metazoa; Chordata; Actinopteri; Syngnathiformes; Syngnathidae
Product: C-type mannose receptor 2-like
Exons: 50
Coding region: 349-5607 (1752 amino acids)
Molecular function (GO): carbohydrate binding; signaling receptor activity
Source: RefSeq, a predicted model, not a curated record
GGUUGGGCGCCGACGUCUCCGUCAGUGCCAAAGACAGCAAGUGGGCUGACGGAGCCGCGAUCGAAUACGUCCACCCGACUAUAGGUGAUUUCGAUGGUAAUUGUCUUUCCUUCCUCACUGGCGACGGCAACUGGAAGUACGACUCGUGCCACAACGAGAGAGGUUACGUCUGCAAGAGAGGAAAUGGUGAGAGGCAACGCCCCACCGACUGUCGUUGCCCCUUGACGUCUGUCUGUGCCUUGAUGUCUCUUUUCCUUUCCUCUUGCAGUAAAGGCUACGCCGGCUCCUGAGUCCAGCAAGUGUGCUCACGGGUGGCUCGAGCACGAGUCCAGCUGCUACAAGAAGGAGAUGAUUCCCAACGGUUGGCUGGGGGCCUGGCACCACUGCGUCUGGGUGGGCGGCAACCUGCUCUCCAUCACCUCCUCGGCCGAGGAGGACUUUGUGAAGCGCACCAUGGGCGAGGACACCCCCUUCUGGCUGGGACUCUCCAACCAGAAAUGUGGCAAGGUCUGGUGUCGCUUUGAAGACGGGAGCCAGAACCUGACCUGGUCCGAUAACCAGAUGACGACAUACACCAACUGGGCCUCAAAUCAAGUCGAAAGUGGCGACGUUGCGUCCUGCGCCUACGUCAACCAAGGGGGAAGUGGUGAGCCCGGCAAGUGGAGGUCUGGCUCCUGUCGUUCCUCGUUGGCCUACAUGUGCAAACGGCCGCUGAGCUGCCCGAAGGGACAGACGUGUUCCCCCAAAAGGGGUCCUGCUGUAGUGAAGACCUCCGACUGCCAGGACAACACCUUCCACUAUGGCGAUUAUUGUUAUCGUUACGAGAAGACGGAAAAAAACUUUGACAAUGCCGAGAAGUUCUGCCGUUCCCGGCAAGGCCACCUGGCUAGCGUCCACUCCAAGGAAGAGGCCCAAUUUGUGCAUGAUCACUCGCAAGCCUCGCAAUCUGUUUUCGUGGGACUCAAGAAGGAGGACGACGACCACAACUGGAGUGAUGGAACAACUUAUGACUACGACAACUGGAAAGAUGACGCCAAGGGUGACUGCGCAUUCCCAAAUUCUGUUGGGGAGUUGAGUGCCAGCUCCUGCGCAACGGAGCGGCCAUUUGUCUGCAAAAGAGCCCAGCACGGAGGGCUUCCACAGCUGCCAUCACUAGUCGGCCAACCGAGAUGGACUGACACAUGCGGCUGGUGGUUGAACGACCCAACCAACAACUUCUGCUACCUGAUGAUCCGCCAGCCCACCAAGACCUGGCAGCAGGCGCAAGACAACUGCCAACGCCUCCACGGGAACCUGAUCAGCAUCACCAACUAUGAAGAGCAGCGCUUUGUACAUGGUUAUGCUAUGUCUCUGCCCUCUCUGUGGUUGGGCGCCGAUGUCUCCACCACGGAAGAUGACGCCCAAUGGAGUGACGGAUCCCCGUUCACUUACAUCCACUCGAGUGCCGAUGACGCCGAAGGUGGGAAGUGUCUUUCCUUAAUCACUGACAGUGGCGACUGGAAGCACAACACGUGCGACGAGAAGAGAAGCUACGUCUGCAAGAAGACAAAAAAAGGAGUGGCAGAACCUUCGCUGUCUUCUGACACCAGCAGGUGUGCUCCCGGGUGGCUCGAGCACGGCACCAAUUGCUACAAGAAGGAGAUGGAGCCCAACGGUUGGCUGGGGGCCUGGCACCACUGCGUCUGGCAGGGCGGCGACCUGCUCUCCGUCACCACCUCGGCCGAGGAGGAUUUUGUGAAGGACACCAUGGGCAAGGACACCCGCUUCUGGCUGGGACUCUCCAACCAGAAAUGCGACGAGUUCUGGUGUCGCUUUGAAGGCGGGAGCCAGAAUCUGACCUGGUCCGAUGGCGAGACAACGACACACCGCAACUGGGCCUCAAAUCAACUCGAAAGCGCCAACGUUGCGUCCUGCGCCUACGUCAACCAAGGGGGAAGGGGUGAGCCCGGCAUGUGGAGGUCUGGCUCCUGUGAUUCCUCGUUGGCCUACAUGUGCAAACGGCCGCUGAGCUGCCCGAAGGGACAGACAUGUUCCCCCAAAAGUGGUCUUGCUGUCGUGAAGACUUCCACCUGCGCCAAUGGCAACCUACUGUAUGGCGAUCAUUGCUACUUUUACUCGAAGCUGUACAAAGAUUGGGAGGAUGCCGAGAAGUUCUGUGUUGCCCAGAGUGGCCACCUGGCUAGCGUCCACUCAUGGCAAGAGGCUCAAUUCGUGUUUGAUCACUCGCAAAGCGUUUGGUAUUCUUGGCUGGGACUGAAGAAGAAAAGCAACAACUAUGAGUAUAGUGACGGAACAGCUUUUGACUAUGCCGACUGGCAAAAUGACACCACGGGGGACUGCGCAUUUCCAAAUCCUGUUGGGAAGAUCGACGGCAGCCCCUGCACAACAAAGCGGCCAUUUGUCUGCAAAACAGCCAAACGUGGAGGGCCUCAACAGCUGCCACCAUUAGUCAGCCAACAAGGCUGGACUGACAAAUGCGGCUGGUGGCUGGACGACCCCACCAACGACUUCUGCUACCUGAUGAUCCGCCAGCCCACCAAGACCUGGCAGGAUGCACAAGACAACUGCCAACGCCUCCACGGGAACCUGCUCAGCAUCACCAACUAUGAUGAGCAGCGCUUUGUACAUGGUUAUGUCAGGUUUCUGCCCUCUCUGUGGUUGGGCGCCAAUGUCUCCACCACGGAAGAUGACGCCCAAUGGACUGACGGAUCCCCGUUCACUUACAUCCACUCGAGUGCAGGUGACGCCGAAGGGGGGAAGUGUCUUUCCUUGUUCACUGACAGGGGCGACUGGAAGCACGACACGUGCGACAAGAAGAGAAGCUACGUCUGCAAGAAGAUGAAAAAAGGAGUGGCAGAACCUUCGCUGUCUUCUGACGCCAGCAGGUGUGCUCCCGGGUGGCUCGACCACGGCACCAACUGCUACAAGAAGGAGAUGGAGCCCAACGGUUGGCUGGGGGCCUGGCACCACUGCGUCUGGCAGGGCGGCGACCUGCUCUCCAUCACCACCUCGGCCGAGGAGGAUUUUGUGAAGGACACCAUGGGCAAGGACACCCGCUUCUGGCUGGGACUCUCCAACCAGAAAUGCGACGAGUUCUGGUGUCGCUUUGAAGGCGGGAGCCAGAAGUUGACCUGGUCCGAUGGCCAGACAACAACACACCGCAACUGGGGCUCAAAUCAACUCGAAAGCGCCAACGUUGCGUCCUGCGCCUACGUCAACCAAGGGGGAAGGGGUGAGCCCGGCAUGUGGAGGUCUGGCUCCUGUGAUUCCUCGUUGGCCUACAUGUGCAAACGGCCGCUGAGCUGCCCGAAGGGACAGACGUGUUCCCCCAAAAGUGGUCUUGCUGUCAUGAAGACUUCCACCUGCGCCAAUGGCAACCUACUGUAUGGCGAUCAUUGCUACUUUUAUUCGAAGCUGUACAAAGAUUGGGAGGAUGCCGAGAAGUUCUGUGUUGCCCAGAGUGGCCACCUGGCUAGCGUCCACUCACGGCAAGAGGCUCAAUUCGUGUUUGAUCACUCGCAAAGCGUUUGGUAUUCUUGGCUGGGACUGAAGAAGAAAAGCAACAACUAUGAGUAUAGUGACGGAACAGCUUUUGACUAUGCCGAGUGGCAAAAUGACACCACGGGGGACUGCGCAUUCCCAAAUUCUGUUGGGCAGAUCGGCGGCAGCCCCUGCACAACGAAGCGGCCAUUUGUCUGCAAAACAGCCAAGCGUGGAGGGCCUCGACAGCUGCCACCAUUAGUCAACCAACAGGGCUGGACUGACAAAUGCGGCUGGUGGCCGGACGACCCCACCAACGACUUCUGCUACCUGGUGAUCCCCCAGCCCUCCAAGACCUGGCAGGAGGCACAAGCCGACUGCAAAGGCCGCCAAGGGAACCUGCUCAGCAUCGCCGACUCGCUCGAGCAGCGCUUCGUACGCGGUAUCGCCAGGCUUCUGGGGAUGAAUGAUGAUGCCUCACUGUGGUUGGGCGCCGACGCCUCCAUCAAGCGUGACGGCGACAUGUGGACUGACGGAUCCCCCUUCUCUUACCUCCACUCGAGUGCAGGUGUCGCUGAAGGGGGGAAAUGCCUUUCCUUGCUCACUGGCAGCGACGACUGGAAGCGUGACAAGUGCGACGAGAAGAGAGGCUACGUCUGCAAGAAAAGAGGAAAGACAGAUCAGCUGCCGCCACAUGACGGCUACAAGGAGAAACUUCUCUGCCAAGACGAUUGGAAAUCCCUUGGAUGUCCCGAUGAAAGAGUCAUUCGCAUACGGUCGGCUUUCCAUGGACGGAGGCGUAGCGACGUCUGUCCGAGUGGCGGCGGAUCACGCGAUGACUGCAGGGUGGAAGGGGCUCUCCGGCACUUUAGAGGAUUGUGUGACAACUAUCAGAUUUGCCCCAUUUACCCCACUUACCUGACGGAUACGGACUCCUGCCCUGGUGUCUCCAAAUACCUCCACGUCGUCUACAGCUGCGAGAAGAAAGUGUGUCUUGAUAGUCUGGGCAUCGCUGACGGGAGAAUCCCAGACUCUUCUUUUUCAGCCUCUUCCUCUGCGAUCAAUGCCGAACCUCACAAAGCGCGUCAGGGGGGCAGUGGUUGCUGGAGCCCCUCCGAAACGUUCGGCAGCUGGAUCCAGGUGAACCUCGGGCAGAACUUCAAGGUGACAGGCAUCGAGACCCAGAGCUGUACAUACAAAUUGCAAAGUUCCAACAGAUUUGCGAUGCUGUUCAGUACUGACGGAGUGACUUGGCAUCGCCACCCAGUACAGCCUACCUUGGGGACGUAUAUUGCAACCAGGCCCGUGUUCGCCCAGUACGUCCGCCUCCUGCCAAUGUUUUUGGGCCUACGCUUUGACGUCUUAGGGUGCACGUCUGACGACACCCCUCGCAACAUCUUAUGCAACAACACAGCCACCGACCUCAGCCUCGACGGUUCAAUGACGGUCCGGUGCCCACUGGGCUGCGGCCAAGCUGACUACACGGUCUACGGAACACGGAUCUACGAACAAGACUCAAACAUCUGUGCGGCUGCUAUUCACUCGGGCAUCAUUGAGAUUGGAGGAGAUGUGACUUUGCUGAAGAGCCAGCCACAGAAAGCCUACAAAGGCUCCACCUGUAACGGAAUCACUUCAACAGUAUAUGUUGGCAAAUUGGCUACGUCUCCGUCCUUCACUUUUGCUGACAUGGAGCCGAGAUGCUCGGGACCUGACUGGGAGGAGUUUGGGGACUUCUGCUACAAACAUUUUGACACUAAGAAGUCGUGGUACGGCGCUCGACACUCUUGCUGGGGUCUCGAUGCCAAUCUGGUGUCCAUUCGCUCUGAGGCUGAGCGGGAUUGGCUGCAGGACCUCAUGAAGCUUGCCCCUGGAGACACGUGGACCGGAUUGAACGACCUGGUCAAUCGCGGCAGAUUCGUGUGGUCGGACCGCCAGAAGGUGCCGUCCUUCACCAACUGGGCUCCUCCGGGAAAACCUACCAGCGUGAUGGAGAAUUGCGUGGCCACCUUGAGCCAGUCAGGCAAAUGGAAGAAGAUGUCCUGCAUGAAAUUAAACGGCUACGUGUGUAAGAUGCCCACAGCGCGUUACGCGCUGGAUAUAAAAGGCGCCAAUGGAAGUUGUGAGUAAUCAUAUGAAUGCAAAAUUGACCUUGCAUGAUCAUUCUGCUUGGUUUACCAUGCAUUUUGAUUGACUGAUUGAUUUACCAUGCAUUGUUAUGAUUGAUUAACCAUGCAUGAGUCUUUUUGUUAGAUUUACAGUGUUAUUAUUCUGUUUAAGUUACCAUGCAUUCUUCUUCUUAACAUGUGAUAUUAUGAUUUACCAUGCAUUAUUAUUUUGUUCAGUUUACCAUGCAUUACUAUGAUUGAUUAACCAUGCAUUAGUCUUUUUGUUAGAUUUACCAUGUAUUAUUCUGUUUAAGUUACCAUGCAUUCUUCCUCUUCUUAACAUGCAAUAUUGUGAUUUACCAUAUUAUUUUGUUCAAUUUACCAUGCAUUAUUAUGAUUGAAACCAUGCAGUAGUCUUUUUGUUACUUACCAUUCUGUUUAAGUUACCAUGCAUUCUUCUUCUUCUUGACUUAACAUGUUAUAUUAUGAUUUACCAUGCAAUAUUGUUUUGUUCAAUUCAGCAUGCAUUAUUAUGAUUGAUUAACCACGUCUUUUUGUUAGAUUUACCAUGUGUUAUUAUUCUGUUUAAGUUACCAUGCAUUCUUCGUCUUAACAUGUGAUAUUAUGAUUUACCAUGCAUUAUUAUUUUGUUCAAUUUACCAUGUUAUUAUUCUCUUAGAUUUACCAUGCAUUUCCAUAAUUGAUUUCUUAUAUUUCAUUUACUUAUUGUUAAAUUUACCAUGCAUUAUUAUUCCAUCUGUUGUUUUACCAUGUUUAUUUGACCCAAAAAAAUAAUAAACUAAUAAAGACAA